UUGAAGGGACUGGCAAUGGUUUCUCCUACCAAAAGGAGCACCACAUCAUUGGAAGAAAAUAAUGUUCCAGAUGGGUAUUUCCUUCCAAAUGAAGCAGAUCUUCGUCAGGUAAUUGUAUUGCCAAAAGCAGAAUGGAGGAUUCAGAACAGCACUAAAGAAGCAGAACACAUCCUCGAUGAGAAGAAAGAACAGGAAGAAAUUCACUUAGGCUCCAAAGCUGCUGUAAAGACUCGCCCAAUGCCACUCCUAGCACAAGAGAAACUUAAGGCCAAAAAAUUACGUGAAGAAAGGGAAGAGGAAGAAAGAAAGUUACUUGAUUUGGAAGAAGCAAAGUUCCGAGCAGCAAAACGGAAGGAGAUUAUCGAUCACGCAAAAACCUACCUAUCCUAUCAGAACGACAGAAUGAAACAGUUCCACAGUGCACUUCUACUUACUGAGGUCCUAAAAGAAAGAGAUGCUCAAGUUGAAUUUCAAAAGUUGAAGUCAGUUGUUAACAAAAAGAAGGAACGUGAAGAAGAGGAACGUCAAUUUAAAGAAUACAUUCUCAGAGAGCAAGAAAAGGAACAGCAGCAUUUUAUGAAGGAGCAAGCACUACGCAAUCAGCUGGAACAAAUAAAGGAGCACGAGCAUCAGGCAGAUCUGGCCAAGACAGAAAUCAAAAGAGAAGCAGAAGAAAUAGAGAGAUUGAAUCAACUGUACCAACUGGAAAUUCAGAGAAGAAAGGAAAAGAAACAGGAGGAAAGAGCUGAACGCCGGAGGCUGUAUCAUGAAUACAUAGCUGACCAGAAAAUAAUCAAAGCAAUAGAGGAACAAAAACAAAUGGAAGAAGAUGAUCGGAUCAAAGCUCAUUUUAAAGCAAAGCAAACUAUUGCCCGGAUGAGAAAAACGAAAGAAGCUGAAAUGCGUAGAAAAGCACAGGAACAACAGGACAGAAUCGUUAAUCAAUUAGCUAAACAAUUGAGUGAGGCAUUAAAGAUGGAAGAUGAUCGACUUGCUAGAGAUGUUGCAAAAAUAGAAGCUGCAGAAGAAAAUAAACGCAAAGAGAAAGAAGCAAGACAGAAGGCUGCCAUUGAAUCUAUUGCUGAACACAGAGCCACUGUGAUUAAGAUGAAAGAGGAAAAGGAGAGACAGGAAAAAGAAGAGGCUGAAAAAGAACGUGAUAUGUUAAUGGAAAAUGCCCGCAUCUACCAGGAAAUGGAAAAAGCCAAGAAAGAAGGACGACAUGGCACAAACAUGGAAGUACAGAAAAUUCAGAUCCAGCAAAUGGCUGAAAAGCAGGCAAAACGACAGCAGGAAAAACAAGCAGACUUGGACUAUGAAGCUGAGAAAGAAGCUAUUGCACUUGGUAAAGAGCGUGAAUUUCAGAGCUAUGCAAAGCAAGUAAUUGAAUCAGAGUCCAAGACUACACAUCAUCUUUAUCCUCUUCUCAAAGUAUGCAAAGAUGGAAGAGGACUGGGACAUGGGCCAUUUUUCUGAGAAGAGAAGAAAUAAAUACUACUUCCAAGCAUA
Molecule: messenger RNA, 1509 nt
Organism: Chiroxiphia lanceolata (lance-tailed manakin)
Lineage: Eukaryota; Metazoa; Chordata; Aves; Passeriformes; Pipridae
Product: coiled-coil domain-containing protein 173-like
Source: RefSeq, a predicted model, not a curated record